Pyricularia pennisetigena is the source of this 1695-nucleotide messenger RNA. RefSeq lists its product as uncharacterized. NCBI's taxonomy places the organism in Eukaryota, Fungi, Ascomycota, Sordariomycetes, Magnaporthales, Pyriculariaceae. The transcript has 2 exons. Gene Ontology annotation, molecular function: catalytic activity. The coding region runs from base 1 to 1695 and encodes 564 amino acids. The record is from RefSeq and is a predicted model, not a curated record.
AUGACGGAUAGGUCUUAUUCACUCCGCGAAGAGGCGGACCGUAUCUUCCGCCACGUCCUUCUCAAGGACACCCGCCUCCAGUUACCUUCCAAAGUCCACUCCACCGCCUCCAACACAUCCUUUCUGCAGCCAACAAUAGACUCGCCUUACAUUCCAGUCCCUUUCAAGUUUACAGAGACUAGUUCCGCCCUCUGGGCUUUAGCAGCUACCAUUGGCUCCGCCAUUGCCAAGGACCGGUACAAGGUUGACCAGAAAGCCACCGUCAACACUGACAUCGCCUCGAUGUUUCUGUUCUCCGCAGCCUGCGCCCGGGUCAACGGCAAGACCAUCGGGGACCCAGCCGUGGCGGCGCGCUAUGCCAGGUACGACCUGGGCCGCAUGCACGACCCCUGGCGUCGCUUUUGCACAAACAUCUACCCGACUCGGGAUGGUAAAUGGUUCCACCUCCACGGCAGUAUGAACUCCGACCGCUCCUUGACCAUGGUGGACCUACCAAAAGAGAACCCGGGACUGGUUUCUGCUGAGGAUAUCAUCAGAAAGUACUGCGACACCGUCCGGCAGUUUGAUUCGGACUGGCUCGAUACCGAGGCCAACGGACAUUACCGCCAGGCCGGGACUGUGUGCUUGACCCGGGAGGAGUUCCUGGCUACAGAGCAUGGCAAAGCGACCGUCGACCACCCAAUCUAUUUCCUGGAGACGCGGGACGCCGACGCCAUUCCGCCCGUGCCCUACCCAUCCGUCACCGGCAAGCAGCGGCCACUAGAGGGCCUCAAGAUGCUCGACCUCUCACGCGCUAUUGCCGGCCCGACAAUCGCAAGGCUGGCUGCGCUUUUCGGUGCGACAGUCAUCCGCGUGUCCAACGGCCAGCUACCCGAUAUGGGACCGCUUUUGGUGGACGGGAAUCUGGGCAAACGAGACGUGAGCCUGAACCUAAAGACGGACGAGGGCCGGGCUGCCCUGAAGAGAUUGGUCGAGGAUGUCGAUAUCGUGCUGGAUGGCUACCGGCCUGGCACGCUGGACCGGCUCGGAUUUGGAGUCGAAUAUGUCCACGCGCUAGGGCGGCGGCGUGGGAAGGGUAUUGUCUUUGUGCGGGAGAACUGCUAUGGUUGGGAGGGCCCCUGGGCGUCGAGGUCCGGGUGGCAGCAGAUCUCGGAUUGCGUUACAGGGGCCAGCUGGAAGAUGGGGCGAUUCCUGGGGCUCGACGAGCCCGUCAUCCCGUUGUUACCCAACUCGGACUACCAGACUGGCCUGAUGGGAUUCGCAGGCCUGCUUACAACCAUCAAUAAGCGCGCGACCGAGGGCGGCAACCACCUCGUGAGCGUGUCCCUGAACCAGUACAACAACUUCCUCCUCUCGCUCGGCGAGCACACACCCGAGGUGAAGAAGCAGCUUCUGGACCUACAUCCGGGCUUCAAGCCGCGGCACUACGACGACAUGGCAAACAUGUUCGCCCUUGCCGUCUCGACCUUGCCGGCCAACGUGCCGCGGCUCUUCCAGCCGUCCUACUUUGGCAACAUCGCCAGCAGGUUCGACGGCGACCGGGACGACACGCUAACGUACCUACUGGGCGCCGCGAGCUACGACGUCUCGGAGCUGGGGUAUGAUGUCGGCAGCUGCUUCCUUGGGGCAUAUGAACCGAAAUGGCCGGUGGUGGAGAGUCGUAAGUCGUCGGGUGGCCUGGCUUCUAGGAUCUGA